UAUAUGUACAAGAGCCUUAGGUACACAAAUGUUGUGUACACAACCUUAUCGCUGUAAUGUGAGAGUUGGAAGGGAUCAUCAUCGAAAUCUGUGCCAUGAUGCAAUAUGUAAUGCAGAAGUUCUAUUAAGGAGGGGGUUGGUGUGUCUUGAAUGUGCUCUCUCUCUCUUUAUAAGAACUCUUGACAUUGCAAUUUGAUUCAUCUUUUUAUUAAAUUCCUCUACGACCACCACCCAACUUCAUAGUUGUGGUUUAUGGUUGGUUAUCCCUGCUGCUGCCAAUGCAAAUGUCCAAUCAGAUUUAAAUAAACAGGUUGGACUUUGGUGACAUUGGUGGGAGUGGGGGAUCUGGCCCCCUGUGAAGGCAACCUCUCAUUCACCAAGGAUGUGGUUGGUUUGUGUUGUGGUAAGGAACGGGAUGGAAGCAAGUAGUUUGCAGACAUCCAUUAUAUUGUGUAACCACAAAAGACAGCAUUAAACAUACUAUAGUUUUCAUGAAGGUACAUUUUCCUAAACAAUGUCUUGUGAAAAAUGUAUAUUCUACUGUGUGCUUGCUAUCAACUUGAUUCACACAAACUACUUCACAGCACCAACAGGAAAAGUCUUCCUUUAGGAUGGUUCAACAAAAACGUAAAGCAUCUGAUGAAGGGGAAGGUGUUGAGGAGACUCGUAAGUGCCCAUAUGUACCCAGAGAUAUGUCAGUAAGCACCGUGUCUUCAAAUACUAACUGUAAUUCUCCAAGUGGUGCUUCAGUUUCACCUGCCAAAGCAACAAACUCUUGUGAUUCAUCAGUUUCAAGAGUGAAGCAGGAAAUGGAAUGUGAAGUAAACAGUGAAACAGAAGAAACAGGGGAGGUGGAGGAAGAUGUUGCAGUGGACAUAGAUGAAAGCCAAGCACUGAGAGAGUUUGAUGUUCUUGAUGAAGAAGAUUAUGAUCAAGAUUCAGAAAAUCAGUCAGAAGGAAGUUUCGACUCAGAUGUUCCAGAUGAAGAAAUUGAGGCUAUGUUGGAGGAAGGUUUGCCAGAGGAAUUUAAGGGCAGAAGGAGAAAAAGUUUUGGUCAAAAAGAUGGUGAUGAUGCCAGCUCACGUUAUGAAGAAAAGGAGAAGAUUGUAUUGGAAGAAAUAGGACACAAUCACUUUGAUGUGCUACCAGAAGGUUGGGUUCAGGUUACACACAACAGUGGAAUGCCAAUCUACCUUCACAAACAGUCACGAGUCUGUACUCUUUCUCAGCCAUAUUUCCUUGGGCCUGGUAGUGCCAGGAAACAUGAAGUACCACUUAGCGCAAUACCAUGCCUGCAGUAUCAGCGAGCACUGGAGACUGAAGCGGUAAACAAACAGCAGAUGCCUACUGCCAAUUCUGAUCCUGCAGCUACCAACAUUAUGAACGGUGACAGGAAUUCACUGCCAAGUGCCUGCAUUGAGACCAUACAGGAGAACAAAGCAACACAGUCGCUAAAUGCUAUCCAAGUGCGGGAGUACUGCCAGAAACUGUUCCAGUUUAAAACUAUAAAGGUCCUCAGGUUCAAGUCUUGGUCUGACAGAAGAUGUUUUACCAAGCACAGAAAACACCAAAGACUGCAGAGACCAACACUGCCAGAAGGAACCAAACUAAUAAAAUUCCCUCUACCUGUUCAAAGUCAAGACAGUGGGAAAGGACAUCCUAAUGUGCGGGGGCCAAAAAAGGAAUGGAUAAUGAACCCAAAUGGCAAGAGCUAUGUCUGCAUUCUCCAUGAAUAUGUUCAACAUGCGCUCAAGAAACAGCCUUCAUAUGAGUUCAAGGAGUUAGAAAAUGCUGCUACUCCAUAUGCUGCAACAGUAACGAUUAACUCUAUGCAGUAUGGAGUUGGAUAUGGGACCAGUAAAAAGCAGGCAAAGUCUGAGGCAGCAAGGGCGACGCUUGAAAUUCUAAUUCCUGAAAUGAGGGAGAAGAUACAAGAAGACAAGCGAGUAGGGGCUCGUGGAACCAGCAAGAGCCAGGACACAGACCUCUCAUUUUUUGAUGAGAUUAAGAUUGAAGACCCUCGAGUAGCAGAAUUAUGUGCAAAAACUACAGAACCGUCACCAUAUGCCAUUCUUCUGACAUGUUUACAAAGGAACUUUGGUCUUGGCGAGAUGCACAUAAAAUAUGAGGUCAACACCCUCCGUCACCAGAAGAAUGAAUUUACUAUGACGGUUGGAAGACAUAGGGCCAAAGUGAUAUGCAAAAAUAAGCGUGAUGGGAAACAAAGAGCAUCACAGUCCAUUCUACAGGCGCUGCACCCUCAUAUCACAAGCUGGGGAUCACUGUUACGUUUGUAUGGUAACCGAUCUGUGAAGAGUAUAAAAGAGAAGAAACAGGAGGAGCAGGAAAUCACAUUGUUACAGAGCAAAGCUUCUAUCAACUCACCCAACUUUGCUAUCCUGGAUAAACUCAAAUCUGAGAUGAGGAAGCUUAAGGAGAUAAAGGCAGCCAUUCAACCCAUUGGCAAGUUUAUUCCACCUGAUGAUGUUGCACUGCCGUCUUCAUCUGGAGCUGACCUCAACAAUGUGGAUCUGUGAUGCCACGACCAGGACUGUGCUUUGCAUUAAUCUAGUAUGUCAGAAAAUUUUGAAGUAAAUACGUCUAUAUUGAAGGAUCAUUCGGCAAAAAAGGGGAAUAAAAAAGGGAAAUGAAAAAGUGUAACCUGGUUACCUAGGAAACUUUGUGUUUA
Messenger RNA from Zootermopsis nevadensis, 2689 nucleotides. It is a transcript of the gene pasha, whose product is annotated as microprocessor complex subunit partner of drosha. Gene Ontology annotation, cellular component: microprocessor complex. Gene Ontology annotation, molecular function: double-stranded RNA binding; primary miRNA binding; identical protein binding. NCBI's taxonomy places the organism in Eukaryota, Metazoa, Arthropoda, Insecta, Blattodea, Termopsidae. Gene Ontology annotation, biological process: primary miRNA processing. The record is from RefSeq and is a predicted model, not a curated record.